Daucus carota subsp. sativus is the source of this 2673-nucleotide messenger RNA. RefSeq lists its product as uncharacterized. Gene Ontology annotation, cellular component: nucleus. The coding region runs from base 105 to 2357 and encodes 750 amino acids. The record is from RefSeq and is a predicted model, not a curated record. The transcript is spliced from 3 exons. Gene Ontology annotation, molecular function: transcription corepressor activity. Lineage: Eukaryota; Viridiplantae; Streptophyta; Magnoliopsida; Apiales; Apiaceae.
AUUCUAUACUCUUCGAUAUUUCUCAUCUCUCUCGCUCGCUAUCUCUCUCUCUCUCUCUCUCUCUCUCAAUCUCUCAACUUCAUACUGAGCUUGCUUACAUAAAGAUGGUGUCAGCUGAACUAAAUCAGAAUGGGGAUAAUACUGAGAACAUAUCUGCUGAGCAGCUGCUUUCUAUAGAUUCCUCUGAUGCACAUGGUGUCUUUGGGGAAGCAAAAGUGCUUACCCGUGUUGGUGAUGACUACCAGGCUGAAAUUCCUGCUCUUAUCUCUGGACCUGAGUAUGAUAGCUAUAUGAAGAAGCUGGUUGAUACUGAAAAGAAGGAUCACGAUCCUUUAGAUUUUUGGCUGGGAUUGUCGGUCCCAGUCAAGUGGACCAAAAACAUCAAGGAGAAUAUGACUAUGAGUGAUGUGAAACAAGGAUUUUCUACUCAAUCAAAUAAUGCACCUUCGAUAUUUGGAAGCUUUAGAGAGACAAUUGCUCUAUACCAAGGGUCGUCUUAUUUUUUGGUUCCUGGGGUUUGUGCUGAUUCUUGGAACGAUAUUGAAGAAGCAAGUUUUCUUUUAGGUUUAUAUAUCUUUAAGAAGAAGUUUGUGCAGUUGAAGAGGUUUAUUGGAACUAAAAAGAUGGGGGAUAUAUUGUUAUAUUACUACUCAAAAUUUUAUAAGUCCUCUGAGUAUGAUAGAUGGGCAACAUGCCGCAAAGGGAGAAGUAGAAAGUGUGUAUCUGGCCAGUCAUUAUUUAGUGAUUUGAGGCAACAGGAACUACUAUCUCGUCUGCUUUCCCGGGUGUCAGAGGAAUGCCAGAAAGAGCUAACAAAGGUCACCAAAGCAUAUGAAAAGAAGGAUAUAUCACUAAUCGAAUACGUAUUCUCUAUGAAGUCCAUGGUGGGGGUAGAAACUUUUGUUGAUGUAGUUUCUGUUGGGAAAGGCAUGAGAGAUCUAACAAACAUGGUCAUUGCGCCCGUGCGGAUACCAACCGGGGAAACAUGUUCCUCCCUGACAUGUACUGAGAUUGUCAAUUUUAUAACUGGAGGCUAUCGGUUAAGCAAAGCUCAAUCCAGCGAUUUAUUCUGGGAAGCAGUCUGGCCACGUUUGUUGGCAAGAGGAUGGCAUUCAGAACAGCCAAAGAAACAAGCUUAUGUUCCAGGUGCAAAGGAUACCCUGGUCUUUCUUACUCCUGGUGUUCAGAAGUUCUCAAGAGAAUUAGUGAAAGGAAACCAUUAUUUUGUCUCUGUUACGGAUGUCUUGGACAAAGUUGGUUCUGAGCCAGAGCUUCUCGAGCUCCACACUGAAAAUGAUAAAGGAAAUAAGGAAGAGGAGGAUGGGUGGAUCAAGGAGAUUAAGGAGCAAGAAAAUUUGAAUAAAAGACGUCAAUGUUAUAUGCAGCUUCAAGCUCCAAUUAGUGAUAUGGAUGACAGAAAAGUUACCAUUGUUGAUACAAGCCUUGACAAUAGAAAAUUUCCCAAAUUCAGAGAGUCGAGAACUCUGCCAAUGGAUAUAUCAAAAAUAAAAAUUGUUCGCAGAGACAAUGAUCAGUGUACUUUCAAUGCCUCAACUAAAAAAUUAGAUUGUGCUCAUAACAUGUUAGUGGCUCAAGAGACAAAUUCCACCACUCAUGUUAAGAUUACCUCAGACACGGGAAAGAUUUUUGACAGCAGUUCUGACCGACUAGUUCAGAUCCAUGGUUCAGAUUCCAUUAAACCAGUGAAAAAAGUCGAGAAGCAUAAGAAGUUGUAUGAUGACCAGCAGGCAAGGAAGCCAAUGGAUAUUCGCCUAAGCCAAAAGCAGAAGCGAAACGAUCUUGAUACUUUAACUUCAGUUGGAAAAAGGUAUAGGACUGUAGCUUCUUGUUGUAAUGAAGAGAUAGGUUCGGGCAGGAGUACUAUUCCAUCUGUCGCAGAAAUUGGUGAUCAUGCCAAUGUUUGCUGCUCAAAUAUUCAUGAUCCAAACAACAACAAAGUUUCUCAAUUAGGUUUAUCCAAAGAUAGGAUGGCCACCAGUUCACAAAAAGAAAGCCCUUGUUGGAGCAUCGGAGGUUCUCUAGAUGAUAAUUGUCUUGAUCAAAAAAAUCCUCAAUCCAGCAUGUUAAUUGGCUUGAACUCGCCUCAACAACCUGUAAAAUAUCCACACAGCGUUUUCCUGACAGUUUCGACAAACAUGCAAGAUGAUAUCACGAGCACACAACAAGAUGUCUUCUGUGCACCCAAAACCUCUGCAGACAUCAGUGUUCCUGCUCAGCCUGCUAACUUAAACUCUCGGAGACAGAGUACUAGGAACAGACCUCCAACUGCAAGAGCACUUGAAGCCCUGGUAAAUGGAGAUUUGACAGCAAGUUCAAGGAGAAGGCGGAAGGAAUGAGAUGCGCACAAGACAUUAGGAUCAAGAAAGCCAUGAAGAGGUGGUAGCCCCAGGGUUAAAAACAAAUGAUGUCCAUAGCUGCAGGAUAUGGAACUGGUAAUGUGAUUGAUAGUGGUAAUCAGAUGUGGUUUCUGUCCAGCAAAAAAAAGAAAAAAAUUGGUUUCAACUUUCAUUAUUAGACUUUUUUUUCAGUAUGAAGGAUUUUCUGGAGCUAUGUUCCCAGCUCACAGUAUGAUUUUAUAUCAAAUGCCUACAUGUAUGUACUAGAAAGUCUUAUAAUCAUAUAUUUCUGAAUAUAGUUAGGAGCUUGCAAUGC